AUGGACGGCAGCUCAAAGCAGCCGUCAUCAGACAUUACGGCGAUGGAUGGAAGUGGCAGUAACAAAAGCAGCAAUAGCCACAGAACAAAUACUAAUACUGGUGAUACUGAUUCAUCCGGUUCGUCGCCUACACCAUUAACAGCAACAGCAGGAGCCGACCCAGAAUACUGUUCGUCUAGUUCAAGUACCGCCGUGGCAAUGAUGACUACAAGUGGUGAUAUCAGAAGCAAUAGUUUUGCUUUGCCAACCCCAAUACCACCAUUGUCGCCAGGGUGUGGCUGUAUGGUCGUGGACCCACCGACAACCGACCUCGAUGAGAUUACGAUCAGCAUUACACCCACAACUGGCGGACAAUUUGAGCUGGUAGUUGAGCGCAAUGAAACCAUCGAGAACCUCAAAAAAAUUAUUUCCAAGCGACUAAAAGUUGCCAAGGAACGCAUUUGUUUACUGCAUCGAGAAAGGCAAUUGCGUGAAGGCACACUAAAAGAAAACUGUCUUCAAGAUGGAAGUCGCCUCACUCUACUUCCCAGUGUGGAAACUGGUCUAAUGGGACAACGCCCAGAACAAAGUGUAAUGCAAGCGCUCGAGAAUUUAAAUGACUCACAGGUGAAUGACUUUCUAUCUGGCAAAGCACCUCUUAAUCUGACGAUGCGCCUGGGUGAUCAGAUGAUGUUGAUCCAGCUCCAAUUGUCAACAGUAACUCCGUCAUCGCCGCAUACUAGCUCAGUGGGGCCCUCUGCUGGCGUUGCCAUGUCAAGUAACAUUGCAUCACCAUCAUCAUCAUCAUCAUCAUCAUCAUCAUCAUCAUCAUCUCCAGCAUCGCCUACACCGUCGACACCAUCAUCACCAUCGUCAUCUCCGUUAUCACCAAAUGAAAACAUUGGAUUAAAUAACAUUGGUAACACAUCACUAUCAGCAGCAUCAACAGCAUCAGGAACAUCAACGUCGAUGACCUCUGGCGUAGAUUCACUAUCAACAUCCGUGCACAGAAGGUUGAGCGACCACCUUGGCCGAUCAAUGCGCAACGCUAAGCAAAAUGGGCACACACCCGCCGGAAUUCCGUCAUUUAUAAGUAGCCUCGCCUCAGCGCUUCACGCCGCCAGCUGCAGCACCAGCCUCUCUACUGCCACCACUACAACUAAUCCUAGUGGUAGUGAACGUACCGUAUCCCCACCGACCUCCUCCUCAUCAUCAUCAUCAUCAUCAUCAUCUUCAUCGGCCUCUCCAUCAUCAUCCUCAUCCUCGCCUUCAUCUUCGUCUUCAUAUUCACCACCACUCUCGCCGUCUUCUUCAAGGGUAGUCUGGCAUCGCAAACAACUUUUGCACUAUCGUCACCCAAAUUAUCAUCAUCAUCACCCUCACCAUCAUCACCAUUCAAGAAAAGAACAAACGUCUUGUGAAUCCGUACAAACUUCUACCUCUUCACUUACUAGCCUUACAGAAUCCGCGAAUCCUACUACCACGAGUCAAGAUUCGUUAUCUACCACACAUUGUACCCCGCCAAAGAAAAAAUUAUGUACCAUGGGUCAUCAAUCCCCCAUAGACGUGCCGAGAAUUCCUGAUUCUGAGUCAGGUCUACAAAGUCAAAAUGAUUCCAUUAUGAGCCUUUCUACCAGCAGUAAAAUUACUGCUGCCACGCUCGAUACUCGAGCAUUAGCUGAAGCGUCACGUAAUCUUACACAAAAACUCAAGCAGCUUUCCUCUGAGGAGCACGCCCGUCGUAGACAAGGUGCGAUAAUUGAGAGUAUGCAUCAUCACGGAAAAGGCGUGUAUUCUGGUACCUUUAGCGGUACACUAAAUCCUGCACUUCAGGAUCGUCACGGCCGCCCAAAGCGUGACAUUAGUACUAUUAUUCAUAUUCUAAAUGAUUUACUAUGUGCAACUCCACUUCAAAAUAAUGGUGCAAGUACUAGUCACUAUAGACAUCAUCGACACUCUAGCAGCCGACAAACAUCUUCCGGGACAUCUUCGGCGGGAUCUACCAACGCAAUGUGUGGUGUAACAUCACCUAAUGGGAAUCUUCAGGAUGCAUCUCCGACACCUGAAUAUUCAAUAGAAGAAAUGUCGAAAGAAAAUGAAGCGACAAAAGGUAAAAUGCGACGAUUACGUUUAGUAAUGGAACAGCGACGAGCUAAACGAAAAGCAAGACGACAAGCCCGUGCCGCGCCUUACACAACUCAAUGGGCAGCUGUUACUCCAGAAUCAAAUGCUGAUGACGAGUUAGCAGCAUCAAACAAAAAUUCAACAGAACAGCAAACCGAACCAGAGCUACAACCAUGCAGCUCAGAGCCUGUGGUCGCUUGA
Molecule: messenger RNA, 2304 nt
Organism: Cotesia congregata
Lineage: Eukaryota; Metazoa; Arthropoda; Insecta; Hymenoptera; Braconidae
Source: the annotation of a GenBank genome assembly